AUCCAUGGGUCUCUCACUGAACUCACCAGCAGGACUGCAGACUUGCGAGAUGCGCCCAGCCGAGGCGGGUCGGCGAUGGACGUUGUUAAUCACCCGGAAAUGCCUUGCGGAAUGUUUACAGCCCAGGAAGAGGAGGAAAUGCAUAUGCGUGCAGAUGCAUAUGGGCACGAGCGUGGGUAGUAUUUAAGACCUAGGCUGAUGUAACAGUCUUGACUUGACUCAUUUUCGUCUAACGACCGGCGCGGGCGCGGCGUACGCAACGCGUUUCUCGGACAUAAAAGCGAUCGUGGAUCUGAAGCGCUCGGUACCAGGUCGAGCGUUACGUUCGCCAUAAGGAAACAAGGAAUGAUCAUCGUGGAUAAAGAAGACGAGUCAAAUUUGGCGAUCUUACGUCUUACAUCAUCUUACAUCACGCAGGAAUGCCUGAUCCUGUCGUAAUUCCCGCUCAGACCUUGUUUAUGAGCGAAAUGAAACGCGUAUGACGUUGCUGUUUACCUGAACGAUCGAUAACCCGUAUUGGGCGGAGCGAUUUGUACGUACGUUUCCGAUCGUAUUGCGACAGGUUUUUACUGGGUCAGCGCGAAACAACACGCAGCAUUAAGAGAUUCUCGUUAGCUGCCAUUUCAAAUUAAUUUAUAUAUAUUAUAUUAAAAUUAGUAAAUGAAUUAACGAUAAAUACAAUAUUUAUCGUCAAAAUAGCUCAAUUAUUUUGUUCAAGAAAGAGCACAGUUAAUUCCAACAAAUUCCUUUCACCUUAAUUCUUUCCAUUUUUAUUUUGAUCUUUAAUUAUAAUUCAGAACUUUUUGAAAGUUGCAGUUCUAAAAUUCAAUAUCUCAGAAGCAUCGAAGAUUUUCUUUCGAGCUUCGUGGACCUCUAAUCUUAACAUGACAGCAAUUCCGAUGUCAAAAAUCAAUUUCCGCUUUUUUCAUUCAGCUAGAGAAUACUUUUCCAUGUAACGGCUAAUUAUGGCAUAUAAAUUAAUUUAAUUAAUUGCUAUUAAUAGCAAUUUACAUUCAAUUUGUUAUUUGGUUAGUUAAUUUUUUGCUUUGGAUAUUUCUUUUAAUCAACGUAAAUUUCUGAUAAUGUGUUUUUGUAGGAAUUCCGUAGACAUGACGUAUAUCAUGACGCUCAGGCAAAUUGGGUAAUAUAAAAAAUACACACUUGACAAUAGCUUCUUUUAUAGGCACCUAACGGAUCUUGCGAACGUUACGCCGCUGAGCCCGAUUGCUUAGCAACCGGAAGUACUAACAGAAGCUGCUAUGUCGCUGUACAGCUGCUCAGCUGUACGGGGGUGACAGAUGUCUUCUUUAAAUGUCGGCGUCCGAUGUCACCGCGCGUCGCGACGAUUGGAGGAGUGUUGCUCGUCCCUGCAUGGAUCAUCGUGAUCGACGGCGCCGAUCGCGAAGACGUCGACGUCUUCCGCAAAAUUGACGGUUCUCUCUCUCUCCCUUAAGCUGUCUCCUAUGAAUCUAAAUUCGCGAAAGAAAAGUACAUAAAAGAUUGUCAGAGAAUAAAGUCGACCCGAAAAUGGCGCUCAAGCAACAACCGACUCAGGACGAAUUGGAGCUGGAGACCAUGGCGGAGGCUGAGUUGUCCAGGUUGAAAACACAAUACAGGAUAAUGGAGAACGAUCGGGCUACGUGCGCGGAGGACGCGAGACUGCAGCUUCGUCAUCAGCAGGAUAUGAUUGAUCGUCUAGAAUGCGAGAAGGCCGAGCUCGUGCUGGCGAUCAAGACCGCGAAAUCAAAAGCGUUCGCGCGCAAGGACCAGGAGAUGGACAGAAAACUGAGAUGCCUGCUGACGAAACGCGCCACGUAUAUCGAGAUGAUCGAGAACGAGAAGCAGCAGAUCGCCGAACUCGACGGACAGAUCAGCAAGCUGACGAAGGAAGUCACGAGCCUGAAGAUGAAAGUGAUCACCGAUACGCAAUCGCGGGAGAUAGCGACGCGGCACAGCCAGACGAUACUCAUGCUGGAGAACCGGGUGGAGGUGGCCACGAAGAGGUUCAACCUGGUGAUCGCGAACAACACGAAGCUACGCGUCGAGAUCGAGACCCUGUUGAAGGAACAGGCGCAGUUCACGCAGCUCUGGAACAGGCUGAUCGGCCAGGUGAACACGGGCAAGCAGAUCAUCAACGACCUGAUCGAGCAGGCGACGAUCACGUUCAAUCAGCGAGACGAGGAGCUCAACAAGAUCCAGGCGCUACGCGAGAGGGGAAUAAGAGACCUGAAGAACCAUACGUCGGAGAUGUGCGAGUUGAAGAGGACACUGGACAACGAGAUGAAGCUGCAGGAAUUUCUCGGCGUGAAGGGACAGUUUCGCGAGAUGGGCGAUCUGAACGCGAAGAAGGAAGCCGAGAGGCAGGCCAGGAGGGAAGAGAAGCAAAACAAGAUAGCAGCUUUCACGCAGAUCUUGCAAACGAUCAAGCAAUUCACCGGCGAACAAGAAAUCGACAAGCUCACCGCGCACUUCAUCAAGCAGGAGGAGGAGAAUUUCGCGCUCUUUAGUUACGUGAAUGAGCUGAAUGAUGAGCUGGAGAGUCUUCAGGCGAGAAUGGAGCAGCUGACGGCGGCUAUUGACGAGGCACGUGCCUUGAACGUACACCGGGAUCAGCAGCAAGCCAAGAGCUUGGAGAAGAUCGCUAAACAGCUGGAGGAACAGACCGCCCUAGCAGACGCCGCAGAAGAGGACCUCGCACAGUGCAACGACGUGAUAGAUAAGCUGCUGCGAGGGAUCGAUAGUCUCUUCAAGACGAUACGGUGCGAUAAUUCGCCAAUUUUAGAAUUGCUCGGCGACAACACUCACGUGACCAUGAGCAACGUCAUGCUCUACUUAGGCAUCAUUGAGAAACGAAUUACCGAAAUGUUUCACAAGGUCUACUGGGUAGACACAACCAGCAAAGUUCCGCAAUUACGGCUGGACGAGGAAAAGAAACCCCGACUGAAAGUGCCCGCCCUUACUCGCAUUGUGCCCACCCAACCCUGCGCCCUUUGCGUGGAGCAAGAACAGAUGCAGUUCGUCUCGGAGGGGCUGGAGGCGCCGCUGACACGUGUCGAAGCCAUGCAGAAGCUGCAACAACGGCUCAAGGACGAUUAUACGGAGCUGCUUCAUAACGUGUCCAACUGUCACUUACCGGCAGCUAGGAAGAUUAUACAGAAACGUUAUCAAUAAAGCGGAUUAGAAACGA
Ooceraea biroi (clonal raider ant) is the source of this 3187-nucleotide messenger RNA. Its product is annotated as Coiled-coil domain containing protein 114. Lineage: Eukaryota; Metazoa; Arthropoda; Insecta; Hymenoptera; Formicidae. The record is from RefSeq and is a predicted model, not a curated record.